Gasterosteus aculeatus aculeatus (three-spined stickleback) is the source of this 2024-nucleotide messenger RNA. Its product is annotated as proline-rich protein 5. NCBI's taxonomy places the organism in Eukaryota, Metazoa, Chordata, Actinopteri, Perciformes, Gasterosteidae. The record is from RefSeq and is a predicted model, not a curated record. Gene Ontology annotation, cellular component: TORC2 complex. Gene Ontology annotation, biological process: TORC2 signaling.
UCGCUCUCUCUCUCUCUCUCUCGGCCGCUGUGACGUCUCGCUGCUCGCGCGGCGCACGGUCGCGUCCCGCGUAUCGGAGCCUAUUGGCGCUGCCGUCUGCGCCAGAAGACGUGAGAAGUUGGACUCCAGCGCUCCGCGCGAGCUUCACGCCAACAAGUUCGAGCGUCGGUUCUUCUUUUGCGUUUCUUUCUUUCUUGUUUUCUCCGCGGUGCUGCGGGAUUUAAAGGCAGCGGGGUGACUUCUGACCAAAUGGCGAGGAGGCCGCAGCGGACGCUGGGCGGUCGUUAGGCCGCAGCUGUCCGUCAAGGCUAAUAUGGAACGGGAGGGCUCAUUUAGGAGGAGUCUUCAGAACAAGCUGAGGUUGGGUAUCGGCUCUUCCUCCAGUCUGACCGACCUCUCGCAGGCGAAGGCUCCCGCCGUCGGAGGAGGCGAUAAGGGCGGGACCGCCGGGGGACAGGCGGAGGAGUGCAGAAGGGACAAAGGGACCCAGCAGAGAAGGGCCGGCGCCAACGCCACUUGGAACGGCAUCCACAACGCGGUGAUAUCAGUUUUCCAGAGGAAGGAUCUGGGGGAAAAUGAACUCUACAUUCUGAAUGAAGGAGUCAGGCAGCUCCUGAAGACAGAGCUGGGCUCCUUCUUCACCGAGUACCUUCAGAACCAGCUGCUCACCAAAGGCAUGGUGAUACUGAGGGACAAGAUCCACUUCUACGAAGGUCAGAAGUUGCUGGACUCUCUGGCCGACACGUGGGACUUCUUCUUCUGUGAUGUUCUGUCCAUGCUGCAGGCCAUCUUCUAUCCUGUACAGGGGAAGGAGCCAUCAGUGCGUCAGUUGGCUCUCCUCCACUUCCGGAACAUCAUAACCCUCAACCUGAAGCUGGACGAAGCUCUGUGUCGUCCCCGAGCCCGAGUUCCCCCUUCCAUCAUACAGAUGCUGCUACUACUACAGGGAGUCCAUGAAUCUAAAGGUGUAACAGACGACUACCUUCGUUUGGAGGCUCUGAUCCAGAAGGUGGUCUCUCCAUACCUCAGCACUCAUGGGCUGUAUUCCAGAGAUGGAUCUUCCAAUUUGCACUGCUCCUCCUGCCUUUUAGAGAAACGCUUGCAUCGCUCCUGGGCGUCCAAACCCGGAAACUCCCCCAUCCCCAAGAACCCAGUGGUACGCUCCAAGAGCUACAACGUGCCCAUGCUGACCCCUGUGGUGGAGUAUGACUCUGACUCUUCCACGGCGGUGGGCGCCGGCCUCAGACGCCACUCGGUCUCUGAGAUGACGUCCUGCCUGGAGGAGAGCAGCUCUUUGGCCGAAUCCGCAACGACUGCAACCAACAGCUCCGGGGCGGCUCGCCGCGCUCCAGCUUCCGCCGCCCGCGCCGCACUUCCAGGUCCCCACCCGCUCCCUCCCUCCCCCCGCCUCCUCCCAGAGCCCUCCCCAGGAGGGGACACGCUCUGUCCUGGCUCGCCGGCGUCCGACUCCCCCGCAUCCUCCAGGGCGCCGGCCCAGGACGCGUCAUCCGGUCCCAGUACCCCGUCUGGCCUCGAGGCGACGACGGGCGACGCGCCGGAGUUUUUGGACUCGGAGCCGGAGCACAGCGGCAUCAUUCUGGACUUCUCUGCGCGUCGCUCCGGGGGGGUUGGAGGAGGAGGAGGAGGAGAAGGAGGAGAAGGAGGAGGAGGAGGCGCAGCAGAGGGAGCAGACACACACUAACGCAGAGACGCGUGCAAGCAACGCGGCGCCGUGACCACAUUCCUGACACCGCGCUUUUAUGGGACUCAAAUUAAAUUAUUUUUUCAGAAGAUGUGGUCACCCGUCCCCAGAGACACGUCUGGUGAACACUGAAAAUAGGAAUUUGGCUUUUGGUCUCGUCUCUGAGAACGUCAGUCCCCCCGGAAUGAUACAGAGGAAUGAAAACGUGUUGACGAAAUGUUUUAUAAUUGUCAAUUAUCUCUGCAAGAGAUGGGCUAUUGUAUCAUUGUAGGCUGUUGAACUUCUUUUUAACACUGAAUAGAAAAUAAACUCUCCAACUCUG